AUGCCUCGGGACUUAUUAGCAGACAAGAAGACGCUGGAUGCCAUGCCCCAACUAUCAAGAGAACCUGAGACCGUCUCUAGUCCGGAACCCGUCGAGCAAUCUAGUCUGGUACCCCAUCGCAGCUCCAACAUUGCCCAGGAGGGGCGGUUGAAGCAGAUGGGAGUUCGUCCAUAUGCUUCUUUGCUGAACAUCGACGACCUUGACGACUGCGAUUGGCUUGAGCAUGCCGCCUUUGAUCCGGUUGAAGCCGCGUCGCGCGAGAAGCUCGAAUACCGUCUGCGAACCUGCGGUGAACUAUGUAGCGGCCUCUUCUCAUCCGCCUACCCCACCACAUCAGGGCCACUAGGCGAAACUAUUAAAUUGCAUUCGUUUCCGUCAUUAGACUCGACCGACACUGACCGGAAGCGUGUGAUAAUUGGCCACAUCAUCUCAACCAAAGCGAACUCACCUGUUGUUACUGAUGACGCUAUGGACUACCCCAAGGACUGGAAGACCAACUACCAGCUUACGCCAAAAGUAGGGCACAAUGAAGACGGCCAGACAGUGUGCCUGCACUCGCUAUGUGUGCAUCCCAACUUCGCGCGCAAAGGGCUCGGCUCGAUAUUACUGCAGAGCUACGUACAAAGAAUCAAAGACUCAGGUGUGGCAUCUAGGAUAGCGCUCAUCUGUAGGGACCGAUAUAUACAGUUCUACGAGAAGGCGGGGUUCAAGAAGAUUGGCCCGAGUAAAUGCCAGUAUGGUGGAGGAAACUGGGUAGACAUGGUCCUAGACUUUGAAGAUAGUGGAGAUGAUGGAUGGGAAUAUUGA
Alternaria postmessia is the source of this 807-nucleotide messenger RNA. RefSeq lists its product as uncharacterized. The record is from RefSeq and is a predicted model, not a curated record. Gene Ontology annotation, cellular component: cytoplasm. Gene Ontology annotation, molecular function: aralkylamine N-acetyltransferase activity. Bases 1 to 807 code for a protein of 268 amino acids. Lineage: Eukaryota; Fungi; Ascomycota; Dothideomycetes; Pleosporales; Pleosporaceae. The transcript is spliced from 2 exons.